CCAAAUUCCUCCUAUUUAUUCCUCUUUAUAUACAAUCCCAUCACACCUGGUUGCAUGAACUAACUGGCAGUUUAGUAGAAGAUAGCUCGUCUCUGCGGAUAACUCUCUUGACUUCAUAUCGCGGUGAUUUCAUCAGCCGCCAUUGAUGGCUCCUCUUACACUCUCCGUUAAGCCGCAAGACUCUUCCAUUUCAGAUGCGUCUACUAAGAGAAAGCAGAACUUGAAUGUGAGAAAUUGUUUUGCAUCUGUUACCGUGGGACAGGAAAAUCCAUUUGACUUCUUACGCACUUUGAUUGAGGGUGUUAUUGCAGGUGGUACAGCCGGUGUUGUUGUUGAAACAGCUUUAUACCCCAUUGACACUAUAAAAACACGUCUGCAGGCUGCCCGUGGAGGAGAAAAACUAGUAUUAAAAGGCCUUUAUUCUGGAUUGGCAGGGAACCUUGCUGGUGUCUUACCGGCAUCUGCUUUAUUUGUUGGAGUUUAUGAACCUGUAAAGCAGAAAUUGCUAAGGAUGUUUCCUGAAAAUCUGAGUGCUUUUGCUCAUUUAACUGCAGGUGCUAUAGGGGGCAUUGCUGCAUCUUUUGUUCGCGUUCCAACAGAGGUUGUCAAGCAACGAAUGCAAACUGGGCAGUUUACGUCAGCAUCUAAUGCUGUCCGCUUUAUUGCAUCUAAGGAGGGCUUUAGAGGAUUUUAUGCUGGGUAUGGAUCUUUUUUACUGCGGGAUUUGCCCUUUGAUGCUAUUCAGUUUUGCCUCUAUGAGCAGAUUCGAUUAGGUUAUAUGCUUGCGGCACGAAGAAAUCUGAAUGAUCCAGAAAAUGCCGUUAUUGGUGCUUUUGCAGGCGCACUAACCGGAGCAAUAACUACGCCCCUUGAUGUCAUCAAGACAAGGUUAAUGAUUCAGGGACCUGCAAACCAAUAUAAGGGAAUUGUGGAUUGCGUUCAAACCAUUAUUAAGGAAGAGGGACCUGGUGCUUUUUUGAAGGGUAUUGGGCCAAGAGUACUUUGGAUAGGCAUAGGUGGUUCAAUAUUCUUUGGCGUCCUUGAGAGUUCAAAACGUUUCCUUGCUGAGAGGCGUCCUACAAAAGCUCCGCGCAUAAACUCAGAAAAAAGUGAAGAUUAAGAAUAUGAUUUUUUAUUCUAUGAAUUUUGUAUAAUGUAUCAUCCCUCUGGUUAACUUUCAUCUAGUUUUGUAGCAUUUGAGGCUUAAAAUUAAUACUGAGGUAUUUAGGAAAUAGAAUAUUAUGGCAGAAGUUGAUCCAUGUAGCUGAUUCUAUUUAAUGGAAUAAGGCUUGGAUGUUAUUGUUGAUAA
This is a messenger RNA of Vicia villosa (hairy vetch), 1309 nucleotides long. Its product is annotated as S-adenosylmethionine carrier 1, chloroplastic/mitochondrial-like. The record is from RefSeq and is a predicted model, not a curated record. The coding region runs from base 146 to 1120 and encodes 324 amino acids. Gene Ontology annotation, cellular component: mitochondrial inner membrane. Lineage: Eukaryota; Viridiplantae; Streptophyta; Magnoliopsida; Fabales; Fabaceae. Gene Ontology annotation, molecular function: S-adenosyl-L-methionine transmembrane transporter activity. The transcript has 13 exons. Gene Ontology annotation, biological process: transmembrane transport.